Messenger RNA from Cryphonectria parasitica EP155, 417 nucleotides. RefSeq lists its product as uncharacterized. NCBI's taxonomy places the organism in Eukaryota, Fungi, Ascomycota, Sordariomycetes, Diaporthales, Cryphonectriaceae. The transcript has 5 exons. The coding region runs from base 1 to 417 and encodes 138 amino acids. The record is from RefSeq and is a predicted model, not a curated record.
AUGUUCUUAGGCCUCCUCGCCCUGUGCUCUGCCAUCAUGCUGCCAGUUCUUUGGUUUCUUUGGUGGAUGCGCAACAUCAAUCGGAAGCCCACCGAGGAUCUUUACACCGUUCUCGAAUUGGUCGACAACAACAAGGACAGCAACGAGCCACUCCUGCCGCAGUCGAUUAUGGGACGCUUUACAAAGUCCACGGGCGUUGGCACGGACGAUGGCAUUGAGCUUCCCAUAAUGAAGCAGCGCGCUUGGCAGGAGCUUGCCUCCGGUACCGAUCUCACGCUCCCCAUCAGCAUCAGCACCAACGAUCAGACCAAGCCUACAGCCUCGCAGGCGGGAGAAGGACAGUCAAAGUUGCGUGACAUUCGCGUUGACGGGCAGGAACCAAAAGCUGAGCAUACCAUUGGACUUGCCCUAGCCUGA